CGUGUCCGUGUGAACCGUGGCAGGGGUCGAGCUUCGUCUUUUGAGGUAUAAAGGACAGGGCUGCACCAAACACUACUUCUACUCUCUGAACGCAUUCUGAUCCACCAUGAAGCACUACGGAAUUGUCCUCGGCUUGUUGGGUCUGGUUGUGUCUGGGAGCGCAGUGCCUUGGGAGGAAAGAGAAGAUGAGCCGUUCAUCACCCUCGUGCUGGACUGGGCCAUGAACUGGGGCUCCUGGGGGCCGCAGGAAUUCUGCCCCACGGGAACCUUCGCUUAUGCCUUCCAGAUCAAGGUUGAGUCUGAGGACGCCUCGGACGACACCUCCAUGAACGGCAUCGAGCUGUUCUGCCGCGAGCCCGUGGACGUGGGUCGCGAGGGUCGGCCGCCCAGGAAGGAGGCGAGGGAGUACUCCAUCACGUCCAACUACCAGAAAUGGGGCGAAUGGCGAGGCAAGAGGGAGUGUCCGACGGGCUUCCUGACGGGGCUGAAGAUGAAGAGCGAGGAGGACCAAGGCAUGCUGGUCGACGACACGGCGGCGAACGACCUCGAAAUGCAGUGCGACUACUCGACGGUGACGCUCAACGGCGGCGGCAACUCCUGGGGCUACUACAGCAACUGGGCCAAUUGUCCCGAGGGCUACGCUAUCUGCGGUAUCGAGACCAAAGUGGAGGGCGAGACUGCCAGCGACGACACCGCGCUCAACAACGUUAUGAUGUUCUGCUGCUCGACGGUGGCCCUCAAACAACCUCGCGUCUGAGCCUCCUGCAUGCCCUGCCCUGCCCUGCCUUGCUCUGCCCUACCCCUCACACCCCGAUCCAGCCCAGGAGACAUUAGUUUAAGGUUGGAUGGAAGGCAGUGAUGUCAUGUACCGCCGUGUUUGUGUUUAGGUUCGUGGACAACUUUUCUUCUUCCCUCACUCAGUAGUCAUCGGGGAGUCUGUAUAUUCGCUUUGGUAGUCGUCUUGAUCAGCGUUCUUCAAGCAUUUUCUUCCCGUUCCAUUUGCAAAAGACAUUCGACUCUAGAUAUUAAACUGUUUGCUGUGUGCC
This is a messenger RNA of Eriocheir sinensis (Chinese mitten crab), 1046 nucleotides long. Its product is annotated as vitelline membrane outer layer protein 1-like. The coding region runs from base 107 to 757 and encodes 216 amino acids. The transcript has 5 exons. NCBI's taxonomy places the organism in Eukaryota, Metazoa, Arthropoda, Malacostraca, Decapoda, Varunidae. The record is from RefSeq and is a predicted model, not a curated record.